AUGGGAUUUCGUGUUAUGAUUUUGGCAGUUAUGGGCUUAGGCGCCAUGUACAUGAUGCAUCUAUUGGCCCAGGACUGGAAUCGCAUUAGGCCCAUACAACAGGUGACGAACCUGGCGGGACAAGUUGGCACCGUACUGAAUCUGCAGCGAAUACCUGCUCUGAUUGGGCAGGCCAGCAACGCAUUGAAUUUGCAACGUGGCAAACGCUCCACGUUGAGUCGUGAGUUGGACUGGGUGCAUGGCAGACCGGGGACGAGAGAUGGCGGCGAUGCUGCAGUGAAUCCGUCGAUGUCCAUUGAUUGGAAACGCAUUCUAUCCCGCGAUCCUUUCGAGUGCCUGCAAUCGCUGAUCUGUCAGCUCAUGUCCGGCGCUGAGUCGCAUUCCGCGGAGGCGGAGCUGCUGAUGAAUUACCUCGAAUCCACUGUUGAAAUGGCGCCAGUUAAAAUUGGACGCGCCUUCAGUCGUGGACUGGCGUUACGUGGCAGCAGUGAGCGUUGCUACAAUGAGUAUCCAUUCUGUUUGUACUCAGCCAAGACGAUGAUGCGUAUCCUGCGCUGGUUUAGCGAAACGGGCAGCGUGCCCGAAGACGAUGCAUAGUCAAACA
Drosophila grimshawi is the source of this 604-nucleotide messenger RNA. RefSeq lists its product as uncharacterized. The transcript has 2 exons. Lineage: Eukaryota; Metazoa; Arthropoda; Insecta; Diptera; Drosophilidae. The record is from RefSeq and is a predicted model, not a curated record. Bases 1 to 597 code for a protein of 198 amino acids.